This is a messenger RNA of Brassica napus (rape), 6124 nucleotides long. RefSeq names its product putative pentatricopeptide repeat-containing protein At1g17630. The record is from RefSeq and is a predicted model, not a curated record. Lineage: Eukaryota; Viridiplantae; Streptophyta; Magnoliopsida; Brassicales; Brassicaceae. The transcript has a single exon. Gene Ontology annotation, biological process: RNA modification. The coding region runs from base 3495 to 5699 and encodes 734 amino acids. Gene Ontology annotation, molecular function: protein binding; RNA binding.
AUCUCUGAGAAAAUUACAACCAAAGACACAUUUAACCAUAUCAUUUACACUCAAAGACACAUUGAAUACUCGACACACUUUUCAGCUGCGAAAAAGUUUUACUAUCCUUGUAUUAGACCAUCUCUAGUUUCUUCUAAACCAAAUUAAAAAAAAAAAAAUAAUGAAAAAGUUAAGAGAAAAACAUAACAAUUUAUCUUCUUAUUCGUUUCUCGAUUUCAGAUUCCAAAAAUCCACCGGUUUUUUGUCUUUCACCAAGAUUCAGGCUCCUCCUCCAUCACAGGACAUGUCUCUCACCGAAACUAAUUGUCGUGGUUUCAUGUCUGUAGAAUUACGCAGCGUACACGAGAAGCAACGAUAGCGUGUGUGGCAGCCACGGAGGAUGAGCUUAACCAAAUCAGAAGGGCAAAGAGAUAAAGGAGUGUAGUCCAUGUACUUGUAGAGGUCAGGGUCGUUAUGUCAAGCAUAAGCUAUGAAGAUAACUUAGAGUAGAUGAAGAGAUCUUACGACGCGGAGGAGGAGACGAUGGAAGGCUGGAAGCAGUUGAAAUGGACUUUUCUUGCUGGUGGUUUGUGAGGUGGUUGAUGGUGGUGUGGAUUGUGUGGAGCUGACAGAGGAGGUGGUCAGGGACAGAAGGGACAAAGGCCAGUGAGGAUUUAGAUAGGAAGAAAUUGGUGGUGGAGGAGAAGAUGGUUGUAGCUACCAUGGCUAUUACUAGAACCAGAUUCAAGCUUUAUGGACUUGAACGGAGGAGAUUUGGAGAGUUUAGUGAAGUCACAGAGGAGAGCGAAUUCCAAAAUCUAGCUCCGGUGACUAAGGCAAUUAAUCCGUCAAGAAGAUUCGAAUUGAGACUGAAGUUGAAAGCAGUGAGCUUUUGAAGCUUGAGCGGAGAUCUGGGAUUGUGGUGGAGUCACUGAGGAGAUCUGAGUUCCGACGAGACUAAUUAUGGUGACUUAGGAAGGUGGUUAUGGAUAUGAAGAUGGUGGAUACUAAGGUGGUUGCUCGAGAUGAAGAGAUGGUGGUGGAUACGGUGGAGGUGGAAGACGGAAGAGUAGGGGGGAUACGGAGGUGGAGAUGGUGGUUGACACCGGAGUGGAGGCCAUGGUGGUUAUGGAUACAGAGGCGAUGGAUACGAAAGUGGAUACGGAGGUGGAGACUGUGGUGACGAUAGAUACUGUAAAUGAGGUUGUGUGGUUAUGGAUGUGAAGUUCGUGGUUACUGACUUGGAAACAUCACGCCUGUCCAUACAUCACCUUCCCAAACAUUAUGUAUGCUUUUGUAAUAUAUGCGGUUUCUAUGUCUUUUAUAUUAUCAAACAUUAUGUAUGCUUACCAAAUUAAGUUAUUUGACAUAUUCACUAUAUCACAUUCAUACUAUAUGUGCUAGAAACUUUGUAUCUUUUGUACCCUAACCACAACAAUCACGUCCACAACAAUAAAAAUGCGUCCUAAGCCUAACCAUUAUUUCCUAUCCACGACUUUGUAACCACCAUAUCCUAACAAAACGCACCGUUUAAUUUAUUAACAUAAAAGGAAAUAACUAGUUUAAUCAUUGCUUCUUUCUAAAAAUAAGACAUAGGUAUUUUGAUCUCGAAUCUACGAAACCUUACAAGUAAAGUGUGUUAAAACCAUAAUGUAUCUUUUUACUGUAAAAAAAAAAACGAAAUGUGUCUUUUUCAUGUAACCUCCUCAUAAUCUCUUAAGUAGACCUUUAAUCUGGCUACUCUCAGUUGUUGUCAAUUAAUUGAGCCAGCCAUGUGGUCCAUGUGUGUAUGAGAGAAUAUACUCAUAACAUACCCUUAUUAAGAACCUAUCAACUAUUGCUUCACUAUGAAUUUACAUUCAUAUAAUUGGUUUCUAUUAUUAAUCUCAAGGUCUGUUGGGUGGUGUAUUUUUAUUAAUAAAAUGUGGGCACGAAGUAACUGAUAAGGUCUAGAAGGUGUCGGUGAAUAUGUUCGAUUCAACUUUAACAAGCACAAGCAAAGCUACGAUGAAUCAUGAUUGAAAAGCAGGUCUUAUGUAAUUAUCAACAACAAAAAGGAGAUUAGGUGUUAUGGUGUAAAACGACGACUAACAUGUGAUGGAAUUUGUUUGUUUUCCACAAAAUAAUAUAUAAAAAAUAAAGCAGUUGCAAAAUCCUCUUAUUUCAACUCAGAAAACCAAUUUUUAUUUUAAGUUGGUUAGUUUAAUCAGUUAUGAAUAUAAUAUCCGAAAGUGCACAUAAAAGUGCGAGAAGAAUUUAUCUUAUUGACCAGUGACAAUGUUUUAGUAAAUAUUUUAGGUUUAUAGAAACUAUAAACCCAGCCUAAAAUUUCUAUUCAUAAGAUUUUAGUGAAUAUCUCCACACAAAAAGAUGAGACUAUUUUAGUUGUAAAAGUAUAAAAUCCAUGGUGGCAACAACAAAAAAUAUCAGUUUUCCACACAACUAUAUUUUCUUAUUCUUCCAUAUAGGUAUUAUUUUUUUAACGUCUAAAUAGAUUUUUAUUAAUAUACCAACGUACCAAUGGAGUUAUAGAAUUGUAUACAAAGCAACAAAAUACAAAUUAUUACACAAAGAGAAAUAUGCAACAUGUUAAAAACAAAUCAUUUAUAGAAGUGAAGAUUGGUGUUACUUUUUUUGCAGUAAGCUUUAUACGCUAAUAGAACAUAUGAUCUUUAUUUUCUUUCUCCAAAAUUAGUCUCACUCUCAUACGAUGGAUAUGCCAUUUUGGCAUUUUAUUCCUUUUCCAUAUCGUAAAAGUAAAAAUCCAUUAUAUCCAUAUAGGUAUUAUAUUGAGUUAAAUGUGCUGUUGAUCAAUAAAUAUCAAAUUUCAACCAAAAAUUAUAUAUUUAAACGGCUAAGAUAAUGAGAACUUUCAUAUAAGCGGCAGAUAGUAAAAAACUUAUUUCUACAAUUAUAAUGUUAAUAAGUGUGUAGAAUCAAAAUGAUAAUUGUCACAGAACUGGAGAAAAAACAUGUGACCACCACAUGCUAUUAGAUGUCCAAGUUUGACUUUUAUCAGUCACUCACAAACGCCUUGGCUAAUAAUAAAACUCCUCGUGCUAUUUAAUUGUGUUUUGGUUAUGACUUAUGCUUAAUUCACUUACCUAAAAAAUCACUUUUACUUAAUGGAAGGAUGUAAUAAGAUAGACCCUUUGUUUCAAAAUUUUCAAAAUAAUUCAUUUUUAGAAUUUUCACACAUACUAAAUUUUAGUUAUAAAUGUAUAGUUUUUUGUGAUUAUAUAUUUUAUAUAAUUUUAAACCAAUAAAAAUUCAAAAAAUGGAACACAACUAAUUUAUUUUUUUUGGAGUUUACAAUUAAUCAUUAUUGGUUAAUAAUGAAUAUAUUAAAAAUUCAAAAAUAUAUCUUUUGAGAAAAAAAAAAUUAUUUCAAAAACAUGCAUCUAUCAAACGAUGGAGGGGUAUUUAGCCUAAUUUUAACGUGUCCAGCAUGCAAGUUCUCAUCACAACUUUAAAUUUUACAAAAAAAAAUUCCUUUGGUUUCCCUCUUCGACUUGAUGGUCCACCCUUCUUUCUGGCGAUUUCGUCUUCAAGAAAUCCCUCCGCGUCUUCGCAAUCGUUGCUUCCACACCUCUCCGGGUGCAUACACACCAACCUCUUCUUCUCAGAGGAUCGUUUCGGUUUCCUCAUGCUGGUCACUUACGACUGAUAACGAUCACCAAUCCCUCUUCCGUUACUUCGACCACGUUCUUGAAUCAAGCGUGACAGCUCAGCAAUGCCAGCAAGUUCACGCCCAAGUACUUCUAUCCGAUUUAAUCUACCGUUCCGGGUCACUAGCUGCGAAAAUCGUCUCGGUUUACACCCGGUUUGGUCUCCUCAACGAUGCCCGUAACGUGUUCGACACUGUUCCGCUUGUUCUGUACUCGGAUUUGCGUUUAUGGAACUCGAUUUUAAAAUCCAACGUCUCUCACGGACAACACGAGAACGCUCUUGAGCUCUACGAUGCAAUGCGUGAACGAGGUCUCACAGGGGACGGGUUUAUCUUACCCUUGAUCCUUCGAGCUUGUCGUUACUCAAGUCGUUUUGGUUUGUGCAGGGCUUUGCAUAGUCAUGUGAUUAAGAUUGGUUUGCUAGAGAAUCUCCAUGUAGUGAACGAGUUGCUUGCACUGUAUCCAAAGGCGGGAAGGAUGGGAGAUGCACUCAAGCUGUUCGUUGAAAUGCCUGUGAGAAACCGAAUAUCGUGGAACGUCAUGAUUGCAGGUUUUUCUCGAGAGCAUGAUUGUGGAAGUGCUGUUAGGGUCUUUGAAUGGAUGCAACGCGAAGAGUUUGUACCGGACGAAGUGACUUGGACUUCGGUUUUAUCUUGUCAUUCUCAAUGUGGGAAGCUUGAAGAUGUGAUCAAAUAUUUUGAUGUUAUGAGGAUGAGUGUGAAUGUAGUUAGUGGCGAAGCUCUUGCUGUUUUCUUCUCCGUGUGCGCUGAGUUGGGAGCGUUCGGUAAUGCUGAGAAAGUUCAUGGGUUUGUUGUAAAAGGCGGGUUUGAAGAGUAUUUGCCAUCGAAGAACGCGUUGACGUACGUGUACGGGAAGCAAGGGAGGGUUAAAGAAGCUGAGCAGUUGUUUAGGAAGAUAAGGAACAAAGGUAUAGAGAGCUGGAAUGCUUUGAUAACUUCGUUCGUGGAUGCUGGCAAACUCGAUGAGGCGCUCUCGUUGUUUACUGAGUUGGAGGAGAUGAAUGGCUUUUGCAACGUCAAGGCUAAUGUAGUUACUUGGACUUCGAUUAUCAAGGGGUGUAACGUGCAAGGAAGAGGAGAUGAUUCGCUUGAAUAUUUCCGGCGAAUGCAGUUUUCGAAAGUUUUGUCUAAUUCGGUGACGAUUUGUUGUAUACUAUCCAUCUGUGCGGAGCUUCCAGCUUUGAAUCUGGGGAAAGAGAUCCAUGGACAUGUGAUUAGAACCUCGAUGAGCGAUAACAUUCUGGUUCAGAAUGCAUUGGUGAAUAUGUACAGCAAGUGUGGGUCACUCGGUGAAGGGAAUCAAGUAUUUGAAGCAAUUAGGGACAAGGAUUUGAUCUCAUGGAACUCGAUGAUCAAAGGUUAUGGUAUGCAUGGGUUUGGUGAGAAAGCUCUGAGUAUGUUCGACAGAAUGAUAAAAUCCGGGUUACAUCCUGAUGGAAUUGCUUUGGUAGCUGUUCUUUCAGCUUGUAGUCACGCAGGGCUUGUUGAAAAGGGACGCGAGAUUUUCAGUUCGAUGAGCAACAGAUUUGGAAUAGAGCCACAACAAGAGCACUAUGCAUGUAUUGUUGACCUCCUUGGCCGUGUAGGAUUUUUAAAAGAAGCUAGCGAGAUUGUGAAGAGCAUGCCUAUGGAGCCUAACGUCUGUGUGUUAGGAGCUCUAUUAAAUUCUUGCCGGAUGCACAAAGACAUGUACAUCGCAGAGAAUAUAGCAUCACAGCUUUUUGAUCUUGAACCGGAGAAGACUGGAAGCUAUAUGUUGCUGUCUAACACUUACUCUGCUAGCGGAAGAUGGGAAGAUUCUGCAAAGGUUAGGGCUUUGGCGAAGAAAAAGGAUCUUAAGAAACUAUCUGGAAGCAGUUGGAUUGAGUUAAAGAAGAAAGUCUACAAAUUCUCGUCAGGAUCAUCAGUACAGAGCGAGUUUGCGAGCGUCUACCCGGUUCUUGAGGAUUUGGUAAGUCAUAUGUGGAAGAAAGGCCCUACUACACACGAUGGACACCGUUACGAGGAUGAUCAUGACUUAUGGACAGCGUAAUAGAUGAGUAUAUCCCGCACAGACUGAGAAGAUGCAGAAGAAACAAAACCAAAUCUACAGAACUUAUCAGCAAUGCUACAGACCUUUAUCAAACUAGUCUCAAAAGUGAAGAGUAUUGCAGGUUCUGAUAAUCCACGGCGUUAUCUUUGAUGUGCUAAAUGAUGAUCGUAGGCAAAGCUAAAGAACGCUAUUGCCUGUCCUGUACUACCGAGAAAUGUCUAGCUGCUGCAGAACCAAGUUGAGUUCAGCCUUGAAACGUUUAAUCUAGCACUGAAGAUCGCACACAAUUCUAGAACACCCACCAAUUGGUUCAUGGUCACACAGAUCAGCGUCGAAGUCAAAGAUAAUGGUGUGCAUAACGAUAUCUUUCUGAGAUUGUACUAUAACAGUUCUAAGUUCAAUCAUACUCGUACAUUACUUUCAAA